Messenger RNA from Prionailurus viverrinus (fishing cat), 386 nucleotides. Its product is annotated as cytochrome c oxidase subunit 7A1, mitochondrial. Gene Ontology annotation, biological process: mitochondrial respirasome assembly; regulation of oxidative phosphorylation; mitochondrial electron transport, cytochrome c to oxygen. The transcript has 4 exons. The coding region runs from base 17 to 328 and encodes 103 amino acids. Lineage: Eukaryota; Metazoa; Chordata; Mammalia; Carnivora; Felidae. The record is from RefSeq and is a predicted model, not a curated record.
AAGAGGAAGACGCAGAAUGAGGGCCCUGCGGGUGAGGGCCCCCAAGAGCUGGGCCGGGGACCCCAACCCGGAAGCCCUCGCCCCUAUAACGAGACUCACUGAACAUCCCGGGAUCUGGGGCCUUGGAACCUCAACCGCCCGGAACCGCUUUGAGAACCGAGUGGCUGAGAAACAGAAAGUCUUCCAGGCGGACAAUGACCUCCCAGUACACUUGAAGGGCGGGGCAACAGACAACAUCCUGUAUCGACUGACCAUGGGCCUGUGUCUAGGGGGCACCGUCUAUAGCCUGUACUGCCUUGGCUGGGCCUCCUUCCCUCACAACAAGUGAGACAAGAAGCCUGCAGGACCUGAACAAGCAUCAAUAAAUGUGUUGGCUUCUUGGGGAA